GAGCCGCCGAGGUACCCGGACCUGUGCGGUCGGCGGCGGCUGCAGCUGGAGCUCCAGAUCCUCAACCGCGAGAUCGACUUCCUCAAGGACGAGCUACAAUCACUUGAAGGAGAUCAACCAGUUUCUAGAAGUUGUAAAGAUGCAAUGUUCUGAUGAUUCCUUGAAAGUUUAUAUAGCUGAAUUGCGGAGCUAUUGAAUGCCAAUAUAAAUUUUAGCCAAACUUCAGCCAUACUGCAUAUGUUUCGUCGAUGUUUGAAGCAAGUUCUGUUUACGUUUUGCUAACAUUCUCCCAUGCAAAACCUGUCAGGGUAAAUGAGUUUGUUGGUACCAAACAAGACCCACUAAUACCAAUAAAGAAGAAGAGGCAUAGAUCUUGCCGUCUUUUUUGGUGGAUCAGAUCGAAAUUGUGCAUAUGCAUUUCAUGUUUUUGCUGCUCCUGCCAGUGCUUUCCUAAGUGCAAAAGACCAAGUUGCUUCAAUGGUUCUUGCUGCCAAUGCUCCAAUAAGUCAUGCUGCAAGCCAAGCUGCAGUUCAUGUAACAAGUCGUGCUGGCCAGACGGCAGUUCAUGUUGCAAUGUCUCAUGCUGCAAACCUGAUUGCCCAUCUUGUAGUCCGAACUGCUGUUGGUGCUGCAAUCCAUCAUGCUGCAAACCGAACUGCAGCUUCUUCAAGAUCCCUUCAUUCUGUAAAUUCCAGUGCAGUCAAAAUUGUUGCACCUGCGGCCUCCCAAGCUGCUCCAGCUGCAAACAAUGCCGUUCAUGUUCUAGGGAUUGCUGCGACUGCAAGCCAAGCUGCAGCUGCUUCAACGAGUGUUGCCGUUGCGCAGAAUGCUGCUCCUGCUCUUGCCCUCAGUGCUCAAGCUGCUUCAGUUGCUUCAAGUCCUUCAAUUGCUCGAACUUGUUUGGGUGCUCCUGCAAGGAGUGCUUCAACUGCCAGUCAUCUUGCUGCAAGGGCCCCCCUUGCUGCAAGUGCCAGUCAUCGUGCUGCGAGGGACAAGAUGGCAGCAGCAGCAGCUGCUGCAGAUCAUGCUCCAGUGUUCCGAAACCGUUGUGCCCCAGAUGUUCUUGCGGGUAUGUUUGGCCCAGUAGGAAAUGUAGAGAAGGAUGUCGAUGUUCUGGGUGCCGUAACUCGUGCUGUGCCACUGGAUGCUUAUGUUAAUCUAAUCUGCACCUUUUGCUAGUAGUUUUUUGUUGGUGCUUGUUAGAUCGUCUUUGGUUUCGUUCAAACUUGACAUAUGGAUUAUUUUUUCCUGUAAACAAAUGACUUUCUUGCCAAAACAUUUUAAGAAAUGAACUGUAAAGUGUGAAAGGUGAUAGGUUUGUCAUCUACAGCAUA
Messenger RNA from Phragmites australis (common reed), 1334 nucleotides. RefSeq names its product guanine nucleotide-binding protein subunit gamma 4-like. Bases 249 to 1157 code for a protein of 302 amino acids. The transcript has 5 exons. The record is from RefSeq and is a predicted model, not a curated record. NCBI's taxonomy places the organism in Eukaryota, Viridiplantae, Streptophyta, Magnoliopsida, Poales, Poaceae.